AUGUUUGUAUUUGAAGAAAACGCAAGUGGCUGGUUAGAUCCAUUGAUGAAAGUCCGUAUCCGUUCCCGUGAACAAAACGGUCGUUCCACUUACACAGUCACCAAAAGAGAUUUGGUGCCUGGCAAAGACUUUGUGGAAACGAGGUAUGCUUUGGUUCAAUCCCAUAAAGCUUACAGUUCAGCAUGUAAAAGUUCAUCUGCAGAACACAAAUAA
Strongylus vulgaris is the source of this 213-nucleotide messenger RNA. Lineage: Eukaryota; Metazoa; Nematoda; Chromadorea; Rhabditida; Strongylidae. The record is from the annotation of a GenBank genome assembly.